UAGAGGACACGCGAGCGGAGAGGUCGAGCGAGGGGAAACAAUUUUAGGAGGACGUUUGUGAGCGUCAAAACAAAGCGCUCCGCUGAUCUGCAAACAGCCCGACCUCCGUGUGAAGGUAUCUGUUCAGCAUCAGGGGCUUCUAGGGCAGCGAGUGGAGCAACCUGAAGAAAGUCUACCUUCAGUUUCCCUCAACGUCAGGCCUCAGCUCCUCCACAAAGAGGAGCAUGGAAGAGAGCGACACAGAGCAAGUGCUAAGAGGCUGAGGUGGAAUUUGGAUGAAAUCCAUGAGCAGUCAGCUCCCUCAACGUCAUACCAUGGAUCCUUCACAAAGUGGACAGAGUGGAGCAGGAAGAGAGCUACAGGGAGUCGGCUCCUUCAAUUUCAGGCCUCGGCUCCUUUACAAAACAGGAAAUACUGGUCUUUUGAGUGCUGAAGGUAAACUAAUGACAGCAAUUCUGAUUAGGGCCGACAGCCCUGUUUGUUGCAGGAUUAAUACACUGUAAAACUGUUGUGCCUGGCAGAGUUGAUGAAAACUCAAGUAACCUUCGGGAGCAUCUUACACCAGAGGUUUUUUGUAUAUUUUGUAUAGAGGUAAAGUAAUGAAGGAGUCCUGCACAUUUUAAUUUCACUUAUGUAAUUGUUCAGAGAUUAUUAAUCUUACUCACUCUGUCAUACUGUAUGGUUAUACUACAUGAAGAUAAGUGGAUACUGUUAUCAAAAGUCUAAAUCUCACUCACCGGUUUUAAGGGAGUUGUAGCUUCCCUUCUGUUUCUAUGAUGAUGUGUGUCAGACUGCAAAAAAGGGCAAAUCUGGGCUGAUUGCCCCAAAGUCAGUGUGAGGUGAGGCAGAGUUCAGGUGGGGGGAGAAAUAGUAGGGGAGAACUGGAAAUAAAGUCACCACUAGAGGGGGCCUUUCCCACAUGGUAAUUCAAAGAUUGUUCAUUUUACUCAAUUUUCAUGGCAGUCCAUCUAAUAGUUAUUGAGAUAUUUCAAUCUUAACCAAAGUGGUCAAAAGACAGACAGACAUAAUACGUAUAUAUAAUAUUGUACUCCACCACAUUUGUAUGACAGCUUUAGUUUCUACUCUACAGUUGAAUUAUUUUUGCUUGCAAAACAUAUGAAGAGCUUAUAAAAUAUGAUGUUUUCUUAUAAAUUAGGCUAGCCAACAGUAGAACAGCUGAAAUGAUUAGUCAAUCAAUUGGCUACUCGAAAAAAAAAAUAUUUUGAUAAUUGUUUCAGUGGUUCCAGCUUCACAUAUGUGAUGAUUUGCUGAUUUACCUUUGAAUUAUUUCAGUAAUUUGAAUGUAUUUUUAAUAAUUUUUAUGGUUGGGACUAUUGGUUUAACAAAAGAAGCUUUGUGAAGGUGUUACUUAGUGUCCCUAUCUUCCUGAAGUUUUACCAACCAAACAAUCAAUUGAUUAAAUAGAUUAAACUUUUUUGAAAAUGUUUACUUUUAUUUAAGUAAAAGAUCUGAAUACUUCCUCCACAUUUACUUUGUCAAAAACUAGAGACACUCUCAUCAUGUUAAAACCCACAUCCUGUCUAACUUGUUACUCUGGCUCUGUUUAUAGCAACAGUCUCCCCUCAUGUGUUCACAUGCCUUGUUUUAAAUGUUACACUGUCUCUUCAUGUUUACCUCAAUCAGCUACAACAUUUCACCAAAGCCGCAAGAAAACACAAAGGAGAUUGAUGUCAGUACAGUUUGCUGUGGUGUUGUUAAAGAACUGUACAAAGAUGCAAACACAUAAAAACCCAGCAAUGAUGAUAAAGAGCCAAAGGCCCCAGACCUCCAUAGUUGUUGUUUUGAUGAGGUCAAAAUGGUUUUAAUAUAUCAUGCUCUUAUUUCAGUCUACCAUAACAUUUGUUUGUCUUUUGUUUUGUGGUUUUUUGUUGUUUUAGGUAAUUGUUGGCAGACAGAAAAGAAAACAGCAUCUUCAGUUUCAAACAGCUUUACAAGGCGGCCUGAUAUGGGCAAAACUGUUGGACUUCAGAAGAAAAGUGGACUUUCCUUUGCAUACUUCUGCGAACCUGCUAAACUGGAGGGAAAAAAAGCACUGAGGAUGCCUGUUGAUGAUACAAACACACAUUGUUCAGCUUGGCUGCUAGAGGCAAUAAUGUACCUCAACAGUAUGCAGUUUGUCAGAGCUGUCUCUUUUGACAUCAAAUCGGUCAUUUACAUGACUCACCCUACAAGAGGAACAUAUUUUACCUGGGCUGAGGAUGGAACUUCCCAUGUUGAGCCGUAAGCGCCCUUUGUUUAAUGGAUACGAAAAGGAGCCUCCGCUCUACUCAAAGAAAUGUUUGGCCAGCCUGGAAACUCUGCUGGACGGUUAUCACACUGACAGGUCAGACAGAGUCAGACUGAAGACAACCUGUAGUCACUUCUGCACACCUGAAGCCACAAAACACCUGACUGACACUCAGAGCUUCUUUGAGCAGAUAUCAUCCUGGACUGACACACAGUACUCUGUAAGGAAAGUACUGGAGCAUCUCAAGUUCAGACAAGCCUCUGAUGACAUUUUUCUUAAUGACUCGGUCAACAAGAAGUUUUUGGAGUUUUACCAUGACUUCACUGAGGAAUGUGGCGCAGAAGAUAAGCAGCAUUCAUGGGCCGUUCUUGAGAAACAGGAGGAGAUCGUCAUGUAUGGACCUUAUUAUCCAAAUUACAACAACGGAGAGCACAGCGAGGACAUCAUUAUUAAACAAACCGAGGAACUUCUAGAGUCGGAGGCUGUCUCACAAGGCUGGAAGGUGUAUGUUUUUACCAUGAACAGCCCGUGUUUGGCUAGAAACACUGGUCCAUGCAUGCUGAACCUGGUUCAGAAAGCUCAGGAGUGGUGGAGUGUGUAUGGAGUCAAGACUCAUGUAGGUUAUGUAAAAUGCUGGGGCUUCAAAGGAACUAAAGAAAAUCUGUUCAGGGACUUUAACUAUAGCCAAGUGGACUGUAUAGAUCAGACUGAUGAUCAUGAGAGCUACGUUAAAGCAGCUGAAAAGAGCACAGAUGUUACUCCUUUAUGUGAAAACCUGUUUUCUGCUGUGAAACACCUCCUGAGAUCUGUGGGUUUCCCUUCAAUAAACAUUGUGCAGGGCCAGGACUGGAAGAGUUACUUCAAAAGUAUGCAUUGUAUUUUAACAGAAGAUGAGAAAAAUAUCUUCAGCCAGGAGGUGAACACCGUGGUUGAAGCUGCACAAGCUUUGAGUUUUGAGGAAUGUUUAGAAAAAGGACGGACAUUUGCAUUCAAUUACACUUUUAGUUCACAAGUAUCUGACCCCAUCCACUAUCAAAUAAGACUCACAUUUCAACAGUGUUGGAGGGAGAUGGUGCAGGACAGAUAUGCCAAGUCCAUCAGGGAGAAGCUGACAGAAGAUUUCAAUCAAUCCACCGUCCAGCUUUUUAUCAAAGAUGUUGUGAAGUUCACAAAAGAAUACUUACAAAUUGGAAGGAUACAGUUUUCAGAGGAAGAUUCAAAAGUUGUCUGAUAACUAAACUCUUAAGAGGUUACAUACUUCACAAAUGUUGGGUAUGCAUUUGAAGAGGAAUGAAUGACACCAAAACUUUACAUCAUAAAUACCAUUUACAUUGAAAUGUUUUGUCUUUAUUAGUUUCCUCAGUAGAGCUACUACAGUUGCACACAGGAGGAAACGGCAUCAGGUAGUGUUAGCGCACACUGAGAAAUGCCCAUCUCUCACUGUGUCUUUACUCACAAUAUAUCACAAAUGGUGUAUUACAAUUAUACUGGAGUGGAGUUUUAACAUAUAUGCUCAUAUAUUUGUUAUUUUGGUAAUAAUUACACGUGGCGAUAUCCCACAUUUACACAUGUUGCCCUCAUGUUUGUCACAACUAAAUUAAAGUAUUGCUUCAUAAAGUUUAUUAAACAACCUUCAGCUGAAAGAUGAUAAAUGUGUGGUUUGGUGUUGUGCCGUCAAUAAUAAAUACUAGCAGGAUUUUUUUUUAAAUGCCCUCAAGUAUUAAAGAAAAAAAGUUUUCUUAUUGGUGCACAUUUGCACUUCUGUCAGGAGAGGGAGCUGCUUGCCAUCACCACCAUCCACAUUCAUCAUGUGCAACUUACUUGCUGUAUAGGUAGUUUAUCAAACAUUAUUUUUCCAUAGAGGUGUCAACACUGACAUGUCUUCUUUUUUAAUAUUUUUUAACAAUUUCAAUUAAACAGACAAAAGUACACAAUUCAGGCAACAGAUUCAGAAACAACAUGCCACCAGGGUGCUGCUUCUAUUGCACUGAGAAGGAGAUCAUGUUUAUCACUGGUGUUGAGGAGUGAUGGAUGUCUUGAGCAAUUCUCGUUACAGUUUAUUAGGAACGCUCCGAAUCAGAUUGUCUUUGUAGAAUUAGAUUAGAUUAGAAUUAGAUGCAGUGUGAAAUUACACUCAUUGCAAAUAAGCGACUAUACCGAGAUAGUUUUCCUUUCCUUACAGUAAUUAAGUUUUGAGACAUUGCUGCUGAGACUGAGCCACCCUACUAAAACUAUAAUGAUUGGAUGUUUGUUUGUGGUGCUCAAUUAAUUUAAACCUUUUGAAAAACUCAAUAGCAAAGUGCUUAAUAGGAUAAUCCACAGACCUCACUACCUCUGAAAAGUUUUAAUCAUUUACCGAACAUACAAAAUACUGAAAACUGACCACACUGAGGUCUGUGGAUUGUUACCUAGCCAACACAUUUGUUCUGGAAAGAGCUUUUUGAAAUAACUAUUAGCACCACAAACAAAAUGCCAUUUUCCCUCCAUUGCAUUGUGGUGGCAUAUCUACAAGUAAAUACUACUUGUGAGUGUUAAAGUGUAUAGUUUUUCUUAUUAUGUGAAACGACCCUUUAACUACACUUGCUACAACUCCUCCAUGGUGCUACUUUUGACAUUAAGGUGUGGUUCUUU
Molecule: messenger RNA, 4879 nt
Organism: Dicentrarchus labrax (European seabass)
Lineage: Eukaryota; Metazoa; Chordata; Actinopteri; Moronidae
Exons: 6
Coding region: 2220-3479 (419 amino acids)
Source: RefSeq, a predicted model, not a curated record